CUGCUUCAUUCGGCAUGCACGAACAAUAGCGCUCUGUUUGUCUUGCGCACAGGCAUGUCGCCCUCGGCGUCUUCUGCGCAGCGCGCCGCCAGAUCCGCGCGUCGAAACCGCGUUUCUCAACGCACCUGCAAUGCAUGCGUUCGAUGCCGGCGGCAGAAGAUCAAAUGCUCCGGCUCACAGCCGUGUGAGGCAUGCAAGAAACGAAACCUUGCGUGCGAGCUUGAUGAGCGAGAUCAGAAAGUCCUCGUAACCAAAGGUUUCAUCAGCGACCUCCAGGAGCAAGCUCGUCAUCGAUCGCGGGACAACCCAGUCUUCCAGCAAGACGAUGAUGAACCUGUCUUGCCAGCCACGGAUCAUCAACGAAGCCAGCUAUUGUGGCCACGUAUCGCCAGAAGAAACGAGAGACGUCGAAGGGGUACUGAUGCAAACGCUCUAGUCUCGCCAAGAAGGCCGGAGGAGGAUGAAUCCAGAGCGACAGAGUCCGCUGACGAGUCGCGUGCCUCGUUGGCGCGGCUUGAUCCGGUGGCUGCGCAGUUGAAAAACCCUCUGACGGCCGGUCAAGCAUCUUUCAUGAAAUCAAGUGAUGGCCAUGCUUUUCACCUCGGCUCUUCCUCGAAUUGGUCUUUCACAAGGAGAGUCCUGAAUAUGGCACACGAAUACGUCCACCAUAGCCCUGUGGCGCCUGAUCAUUUACUGUUUGAUGGUCAGACCUACAACUUGCCUUGGGAUGGGUCGCGCGUUUCUGUACCAUCAGACGUGCCAGUGCUUCCGAGCUUGGAUCAUGCCUUGUUCUUGAUCAACGCUGUCAAGUUCCAUUGCGCCCAGCCUUUCCACAUGUUUGACGAAGACUCCUUCAUGGAAUCAUUGUAUGCAUUCUAUGCUGACCCGGAGCCCCAAAUUGCCAGUGGCAGCUUGUUCUAUGUCCAUUUACUGUUGGUCAUGGCCUUUGGCAAAAGCGUCGGAGGACAGUCUAGUCGCCACGGCAAACCACCUGGGUGCGACUUCUUCGUCAAGGCUCUCCAGCUUCUACCAGAUGUCCACGUUUUGUGUCGGUUUCCCAUCAUAUCAGCCGAGAUCUUGUGCUGCAUUGCGCUUUACUAUCAGAGCUUGGACUUUCGCCACUGCGCACACAACUUUAUGUGGAUUGGUCAAGCGCUGCGUCUGGCGCUGAACAAUGGCAUGCAUCUCAACAUGCCCAUUGAGCAACUGGGACUCCCCCACGUCGAGCGCUGUCGUCGGAUAUUCUGGACCAUAUACGUCCUCGAUCGUGAGAUGACUUCGCUCAUGGGACUACCGCAUUCCAUCAACGACGAUGAUGUACGUGCAGAGUUGCCCAGCUUCGGGGGCUCAAUGCAACGGGUGUCGGCCCUGCGGAUGCAGAUCAAGUUGUCGCAUACGAUUGCUUCCAUUGGCCGGGAAGUGUAUGGAGUCGAUGGCCGACUGAACAAGAAUUUCCUGUCUAGCACGAGGUCAGUGCUGGCAACAUUGGCCGGGCAGGCCGACGAGCUGCGAGAGACCUUCCCCUUGCCACUCGAGAAGGGCAGCGUACAAGGCAUAUCGAGAAUUUCUGCGUAUCUUCACUCGCUGUAUCACCAGUGCAUCGUUCUAGCGACGCGCCCUCUUUUGAUAUGCUUUCAGAGAAUCCGAUGCGAGUCGCCGGAGGCGUACCCUGGCAUGAUUGAAUCCUCCGCCACAGUUGCCAACCUCAUCAAGCUCUGUGUCGAGUCUUCCCAACAGAUGAUCGGUAUUCUGGCCUGCCUUGAAGGGCAAGCGCUUCUAGAAAAGUUCCUGCCCCACGAUCUCGAGACGCUUUUUGUUGCCACGGUGAAUCUGAUCCUUGGUCCAUGGCUCGAUCCGUCACUGAGGGAAGCCUCACAGCCGUGGCUGGUGAAAGCUUAUGAGUUGUUCUCGGAGAUUACGCAGAGUGGCAAUCUGGUCGCGCGGCUGCGCUGGUCGGAGCUCCAGCAGCUGGCUGCCAUAUUAGGCGUUGCAUGGCCAUCCCAGGGCCAGCCGCCUUUUGCACCGUCGUCCAGUGAUGGGCUGCAUCUUGAAGUGAACCAAGGGACAGACUCCCCGAACCCAGCCACUGGUCUGAAUGUGCGACAAUCUGGGCCCGAGCGCGCAUGUGGCAUGGAUCCCAACGACGCCAGCAACAACGCUCUUGCUUCCCCGUCGAUGGGUCACAUGGACGAGCAGGAUCUGUGGGAAGGAGGGCUUACAGCAGAGCAGAUGCUUGACCUGGCCAACUCGAUUGGCCACACGGAGACGGAGUGGAUGCAUCAUGCUAUGACAGAACACAGCAUCUGGUGAUGUUGCGGUGACUCUGGAUGAUACUGGAGUUGUCACCAAACAUGUUUGGCGUUUACCCUUGAACCAGCGUGACAAGCUGGCAAUCGACGUGCCAAAUCAAUGGUCAUCAAUGCAUUCUUGCCGAUUGGCUUGUUGCAUCGUUCACACUGCAGUUACAUGGGUACAGUCUUGGCUCGGGUCCACCUCGACAGGAUCAUCGUCACAGGUUGGCUCCAAUGUAAAUACGAAGAUGUUGGACGGAAGCUUGCGCUCCGUCUGGCAAUACUUCGACAACCACUGUCGAGGGAAGGCCAGAGCACUGAUUCGCUAUCACUACGCGCACAAGGGCGCUUCGCAUAUGUCAGGUCGGAAAGGCCCCGAUGCCAUCCAUACCAUCUAAUGACAUGAAGUGCGAGGCCUUCUCAGGGCAACGAGGACCGUCUUCCCGCCAGCCCAUGAGAACGUUACACUAGGCUUGGUGUCUCUAAGUGA
Molecule: messenger RNA, 2781 nt
Organism: Emericellopsis atlantica
Lineage: Eukaryota; Fungi; Ascomycota; Sordariomycetes; Hypocreales; Bionectriaceae
Exons: 8
Coding region: 55-2310 (751 amino acids)
Biological process (GO): regulation of DNA-templated transcription; DNA-templated transcription
Molecular function (GO): DNA-binding transcription factor activity, RNA polymerase II-specific; DNA binding; zinc ion binding
Source: RefSeq, a predicted model, not a curated record